UGGAGAUCCACUCCACUGGAGUUUCCCACACAAGCCCAGGUUAUGGGAUACAGCUGGACAAGAAAGGUACAGGACCAUCACUACAGCCUACUACCGAGGAGCCAUGGGCUUCAUCCUCAUGUAUGACAUCACCAGUGAAGACUCCUUCAAUGCAGUGCAGGACUGGGCCACACAAAUCAAGACCUACUCCUGGGACAAUGCACAAGUGAUCCUGGUUGGAAACAAAUGUGACAUGGAGGAUGAAAGGAUUGUUCCUUUGGAAAAAGGGAAACAUCUGGCUGAUCAGCUGGGUUUUGACUAUUUUGAAGCUAGUGCCAAAGAAAACAUCAACGUAAGGCAGGUGUUUGAGCGUCUUGUGGAUAUAAUCUGUGAAAAGAUGUCAGAGAGUAUAGAAUCAGACCCUUCCAGAGGCACUUCAGGAAGGAACGUGAGGCUCACGGACCACCCACCCCCUUCACAGCAGAACUGCUCGUGUUAGUGACCUUUCUUGCUGAGAAAUGUCCUUCUCCUUUUCUGACUAAAUUUUAUCUCUUUCUUUGUGGUUCAUUACCAUGUAGUCCAAAGGCAGAAGUCUUUGUUGUAGGAAACUGAUAUGUUUAAUGUGCUGGAGUGUUUAAUAUAUAUUAUCUGAUAAUUUAAAAACAAACACUGAAUAAAUAUCGUGAAUGCGCCUAGUUGUUAAUGUGCGAGUUACACUGAAUGAAGAAAAAGAAUCGCAUAGUGUUGCAAAUGCCUAUGUUUGGAUCUACUCUGAUCAGCUGCUCUGUGGCAGAUGAGUUACAGGAUGAUGGACAUGAAGAAUUGGCUGCUGUGUGCUUAGCUGGAGGCAAGUUGUGGUAUGUAAGACUUAGAAACAGCACUAUCUCAGAAAAAAAGCAGGAGACAAAGUAUUAAUGCCAAUAUUGUUAGAUUUUUCUCUCUGCAUUUUGUUGUUGAUUCCGUUUUUUAAUUUUGUGCUAGAUGGGUGAGGAUAGAUUUUCCAGGUUCAACCACUAUGUAUAAUUUUAGAAAAAGUACGUGGGGAAAGAAGUGAAUGAAACAUAGCUACCACUGAAAAACAACAAAGAUAUCCUGUUGGGUACACUACAGAUGUGGUGUGAUUCUUUGAGGGGAUGGAUAAUUCUUAAUAUUCGACACCUAAAAUGUUAUUGUACUAAAUAUAUACUUGUACUAAAAGAUGAAGCUUUAAAAGAUGAUUUGUAUGUGCGUAGAACUCCAUAUGUGUGCAGAGCUUGUAUUUCUCUGAAAUAUAAGAAACUGCUUUUGUGAAUCUGUAAAACUGUGUAGCAUAUGCCUUCGUCCAUGGUUGCACCAUUAUUUGCACAGCCCAGCUCCAAACUGUGACUGCAAACUGCAUCAGCAAACGUAAAUGAGGUGGUUAUCGAAAAAAUUUGCUGUAUUAGUGGUGAAAUUAUGAAAAGCUUUAUGGUUUUACCACAGGCCUAUACGCUCCUCUGACCAAGGAGACUUUCUGUUGUCAGAAUCUGGAGUCCAGCAUCUGCCCCCGGCCCUGUGAGCUGCCCAUGGUGGCACUAGCAUUUGCUCUUGGAGUUUUGUUUUGUCACGUCUGAAAGUGUAUUUGUUCUAAGAAAAAAAAACAAACAACCCACCGUUUUCUGGAGAAAAAUGCUACUAUCUUGAUGUUGUUUGAGCUCAAGUUUAAUCCUUUUGCACCGCAGUUCGUUUGUUGCUUUCAGAAUUCUUUACAGUGACUUGUGGUGUGUGUGAGCGGCUACUGAAAAUGCGGCUUGUGCAGCGGUAGGAGUGCCCUUAUUGUAUCUGAACCCUCCCAAACUGCCUAAUAAAGAG
Molecule: messenger RNA, 1809 nt
Organism: Meleagris gallopavo (turkey)
Lineage: Eukaryota; Metazoa; Chordata; Aves; Galliformes; Phasianidae
Source: RefSeq, a predicted model, not a curated record